This is a messenger RNA of Thunnus maccoyii (southern bluefin tuna), 1272 nucleotides long. Its product is annotated as microtubule-associated protein 6 homolog. Gene Ontology annotation, cellular component: Golgi-associated vesicle; microtubule; cis-Golgi network. Gene Ontology annotation, biological process: regulation of microtubule cytoskeleton organization; cytoskeleton-dependent intracellular transport; microtubule cytoskeleton organization. Gene Ontology annotation, molecular function: calmodulin binding; microtubule binding. The transcript has a single exon. The annotation marks the transcript as partial. NCBI's taxonomy places the organism in Eukaryota, Metazoa, Chordata, Actinopteri, Scombriformes, Scombridae. The record is from RefSeq and is a predicted model, not a curated record.
UAUAGAAAUCUGUUGUGCCGUUUGAUUUACAGUAAAAAGUAACCAAUGAGUCUAAUUUUGAGUGUAGUAGUUAUAUAGGUUUCCUUUGAACUUCAUGACCAUGAAAAUGGUUGAUGCAACACACAGCAAACCUUGAGACAUCUCUUAGCCAUUUGAAAAAAUAUUCUGCACACAUUCUCCAGCUGGUCUCAGCUAAUUAGUGUGUUUAUGUUGUAUAAUCUGUACCAACCUGUACUGUAUGUUGUACGUUUUGACGCUGCAUCAUAAUUAUGUAACCUCAGCAUACAAGCAACAAUUAAGGUGCGUUCAUUUCAGUGAUGGCAAGUGGAGUAGCCAUUACACAUCUCUGGCUCUAGAUUUUUAAUUGUACAAGUGGAUGCGUGUGUUGAAGGGGGGAGAGAGAAAAAAAAUGAGGCUGCUUCAGUUUUGAAUCCGAUGAGACCGAUGCGGACUCUCGGGAUCCGGCUGGAGAUGCGGAGAAUAAUUUGCCACAGAUUCCUCUGCAUAGUGGAGGCACUAUCACAGACCACGUGAGAAGAAUAUUCAAUGACGGUCCCCGACAGACCGGUUCAUCUCUGCUGGUGCUCCUCUGCUGCUGACAUGGACUCUUGGACUCUGCACAUUCUCAGCUUCCCACAAACGGACGCGGAUGGAGGGCGACACUCCGUCUGAAUGUAACCUUUGAUCUUUUUUUCUCUUCUUUUUGUUUGAUUGUUUCUUUUUUCUUUUCUUUCUUUCUUCUCAUCCUCUUCCUCCACAAGUCAAACAGUGAGGGGGGUUAUGGCUUGGCCGUGCAUCAGCAGAGUGUGCUGCCUGGCUCGGUUCUGGAACCAGUUCGACAAAUCGGACCUCUCCGUCCCGCUGACCAUCCAGAACUACUCGGACAUCGCCGAGCAUGAGGUGCGAUCUGUCACCAAGCAGGUCUCAGCCUCGGAGCGCGCACCCGGGAAUAACUACUCAACCCCAGACCCGCGCGCUGCCGGCUCCCCUCAGGCGUCCGCAGAUGGCCCGGGGACCCGAGGAUCUUUCAGGGCACGGAAGGAGCCCAGUUACAAGCCCCGGGAGGACUACCACCCGCCCGGCGUGCCUUUCCCCAGCGUCACUCAGUACAAGCAGGAUUUCAAACCCUGGCCCAUUCCCAGGAAGGAUAAUUUCCCUUGGAUUAGUAACGGGGGGAGCAGGGCGGACAGUGUGUCGGACAGCCCCGGGAACAGUUACCACCACAGCCAGGCUCAGCCGGGGGAGGGCCGGGGGGAGAGAGAGGAGCGGGGC